ACACACACACACACACACACACACACACACUCACACACUCAGAAAGUAAUCUAAGUUGAGCCAUCUCCAUACUGUAAAUGGAGUUUUCCUUCCUGUCCCUACCUUCUGCCCCCAAAUAACCACACAGAGACUUAAAAUUACUUAUAAAUGCUUGGCCAGUAGCUCAGGCUUGUUACUAACAAGCUCUUUCAACUUAACCCAUUUCUAUUAAUUUAUAUGCUGCCCCGAAGCUCAUGGCUUUUAAUUCUAUCCCAUUUUGUGUGUCCAGCUCCUUCUGUGUCUGGCUGGUGACUACUCUCACUCCCGUGACUCUGCCCUUCUUCCUCCCAGCAUCCUUUUAGUCUGGUUUUUCCACCUAACCUCCUCCUGCCCAGCUAUAGGCCAAUCAGCUCUUUCUUAGUCAAUGAGAGUAAUACAUAUUUAUAGUGUACAAAAAGAUUGUUCCACAGCACCAUACUGACAAGGUCUAGGGGCAAAGGAAAGGUCCACUAAGACAUCUCUUAUAUAACCUUUUGUCUGGCUCUGUUGGUAACUGGUUUUCUGCCAUAAAGCAAAAUUUAAGGGGUCACCCCCCCACUUAGGCACUGCAGAGUGUCACCUGAUAGGGAGCUGCCUCAGCAUCCUGCCCCCUAGGUGUGUCUGCCCACUUCAGCCCAGCACCGUUCUCUGACCUCACCCAGAGAUUCCGAAGGUCUCGGCUUCUUCCUCUCCCCAACAGCUUACAAAUACAUUUUUGUCUUCUCAACACAGCAGCCCCAGGGAUUCUGUCAUUGUUCAAUCUUGCCCUCCUGCCAGCCCUCUUCUGGCUUCCCCUCUGGGUUGCUCUCUGACUCCUACGCUAGUCACUCAUUCACCCUCCUUGGGGCUGGUAAGGUUAGUUUAUUUGUCAACUUGACACUAGCUUGGGUCAUCUUGGGUCAACUGAGAAAAUUCCUGUACCCGACUGGCCUGUGGGCAAGUCUGUGAGGUUUUCUUGAUUAAAGAUUGAUAUGUGAGCGCCCAGCCCACUGGGCAACACUGUCACUAGGCAGGUGGUCCUGGAUGGUAUAAGAAAGCAAGCUGAGCCAGGUGGUGGUGGUACACACCUUUUAUCCCGGGACUCGGGAGACAGAGACAGGCAGAUCUCUGUGAGUUCAAGGCCAGUCUGGUCUACAGAGUGAGUUCCAGGACAGCCAAGGCUGCACAGAGAAACCCUGUUUCAGAAAAACAAAGCAAGCAAACAAAAAAGAAGCCGAGCAAGCCAUGGAGAGCAAGCCUGUAAGCGGUGUUCCUCCAUGGCCUCCGCUUCAGUUCCUGUCUCCAGGUUCCUGCCCUGACUUCCCUUGCUAAUGGUCUAAGAUCUAGGGUGAAAUAAACCCUUUCUUCCCCAAGUUGCUUUUGGUCCUGGGUCUUUAUCACGGCAAUAGGAAGUAUCAGGACACUUGUCCUCACACUUGCUUCUUUGUGGCUCGUCCCCUGCAUUAGAUCUUGGCCUUCCUUGAUUUCUCUGCCUGUGGUACCCUUUCAACACGGCUUAUUAUUCCCCUCUCUCCUAAGAGACGUAGACCACCUUUUGGGUGGGAGUACCCCAAACCCCUUUUUGACUGUGCACCUGCCCACCCCACAUAUCUGACACCUUUCUGCUGUGGUUUGCUCCACAGCAUUCACAUUUUACUUACUCCAUCCUCCACUCCCCUAGAAAAAAGACUAAGUGAUUCGGGGGUGGGGAUUUUGUCUUGUUUCAUUUACAGCUGUGUGCACAGUACCUAGAUUAAAGUGCUAGUGCCCAUGUGGUGGACCAAUGAUUGAGUGCCUGGGAGAACCACCCUAGACCACAUGUGGACACCCAAGGCCCCUCCUGGUAAGUCCCCAUGUGACUCCUGGCCCCUUGCCAGUGCGUAGACCCUGCUCUGAAGUGGCUGGUGGGACAGCAGGACUCUGCAAUCAGGCACUUCUCCUUUCUCCUUUGUCUCUGUUGGCCUUCGUUCCUCAGAAACUUCAUUUCUGGAAAACCAACAGAGCCCCGUGCCAGAAAGGUCUGUCCAACCUCCUUGUUAUUUCAGCUGUUUUCAAGGUUCUCUAGGAGGAUGCUUGGCCACAGGGAGGUCUGUGGGAAGCCAGGGUCAGGUGAUUGAGUGGACUUCCAGCACGGGGUUGCUCAGACACUGCUCAGCAGACCUUCAGGUUGCCUUCGCCCAUGCAUGUCAGCUGAGAGCCUGCUCGCGGGUCCUUUCUCUACCCCCAGCCAUGAGCAAGCCUGGAAACGAAAGAGAAACCGACCUUUACCAUACCUCGCAGCCUUGCUUUAUAGCUGGUCUCUGGCUGGGGAUGUAGGUGAUGGACUAGCAGCUGCUUCGCAUGCAUGAAGGGCUUGGGUUCAACCUCUAGAAUCAAGACCAGCGAAGUGGGGGUUGGAGAGAACAGGAACUGGUGAGGUUGAUUGGCAGUUGAGGUUUGCACUGCUUGCCUUGGGAAAGUGGAGGUCUUGGGCGUUGUUGAUGCCUGCUUGGUAGGGAUCCAUCACAGUGAGCCAUGCAAGCUGAUGGGCUUCCUUUAGUGAUGUGCCGAGAUAGGUGGCCCAGUACCUUCCACUGAAGCGGUGAGAAGGGUGCAUGUUUAGUUUGUCAAAGAUUCCCUCUUGGCUCCCGCUUCUGGGACAGAGCUCCUGGCCUGUGCUUGCUCUCUUCUCCUUUUCUGUGUGCACAUUUUUUCGAGACGUGGGUUCACAUGCGCAUCCAGACCGGAAGUCAACCUCAGAUGUCUUUCCUUGGGACACUUCCCACCUUGUUUGAUGAGACAGGGGCUUUCACUGGCCUGGAAUUUGCUAAUUCCUAAUUUGGUUAGGCUGACUGGCCAGAAAGCCUCAAGGAUCUGUGUGCUGGGAGGAGAAGCCCGGGCCACCACACUAGUCUUUGUGUCACGCCCUCAUAAGUUCAAUUCCCCAGAACCCAUAUAAAACCCAAGCACUUUGGCUGUCUCUCUAGCCCUCCUUCUUGAGAUAGUCAUAAGGACAGAGUUGGGACACUGACAUCGGGUGACAUCCCCAGGCAACACGUGGGGCCACUUUCUUUAGGACAAAGAGCUCAGAGUCUCAGCAUGACUCUUUACUGAAGCGGGGUUCAAGCCCAAUCUUCAAGCGUCUGGUUUGUCUCUUCCCUUCAGUUAAGGAAAGUAAAUACAUAAUCAGAAAGGGCUUAAAGGUCCCCUUGGCGGUCUGGAUGUAAAAAAAUCCGAGAUAGUCUGCUGGCCAGCUGAGCUCACUUCCAUUCUAUGGCAAUUUGAAGUGCGGCGUUCCUGCUUCCUUUUGCAAAUCCUCAAAAGAAUGUCUUGUCCUGGAACUCCAGAGGAAGCCAGUCUAGUUCGAUUUCCACUUUAAUUUUAGCUUCCUUCUUCAAUGAAUUUCCCUCCCCCUGGAAUUCUUGUACGGCCAGGUCAUCCUGAGGUGGAUUAUUGACCAGAAAUGAGGCCACACCGGUGCCCUAAGCUAAGCGGCUUUGAGAAGAAAGACCUCCUGUGGCUGUUGCUCGCGGUUAAAGCCGGUAGGAGGAGGCUGGGAAUUAACUGGCAGGUGAACAGUGUUUGGUAAGCACCCUCCUUAUUCAAGAGUCUUCCAGAAAGGGAGAAGUCUUUGGGACCUCGAGAUCAGCCAACACUACUUGAAUCUAAUCAAGUGGGAAAAGGACUCCUUUUGGGAAGUGGAAAGAGUUUGCAUUUCCAAACGCUUAGCUCACGGAGCCCCCAGAUGAGCCAACGCUGUUCUGUUUGGUUUGAACCAGUCCUUUGCUUUUAUCAAGGUCUUCCAGAAUGUGUUACUCCAAUCACCCCCAUCCCCUGAAGCUAGCAGUGGGAUUAGCUGGUCGGAAUGCCUAGCUAUUGAGAUGGGUGACGGUGCUUGCCACCGAACCUAAUAGCCUGAGCUUGAUCCCUGGUACCCACCUGAUGGAAGGAGAGAACUGAAUCCGGCAAGCUGUCUUCUGACCUCCACAUGUGGAAGAAACCGAGAGCCAGUUAAGCACUCAGAUAAGAAGGAAAACAUCUGUUGGCAUGGGAAAGUGAUUAUUUCCCCAGCUACUGACUGCAGCACAACUGGCCUGGCUGUUUUCAACUCUUGUUUUCUUGUCAGAUUUUGUUCUUUCAGGAAACCUUACAGAAACCUCAACCAUCUGGAACUCAGAAACUCAUUUGGGGCUGACUGUGGCUUCUAGAACAUCCAGGUGUUCUGCAGAUGUGAGAAUUUAUCCUGUAAUCACCAGCUGGAGUCCUAAGCAGAUGCAAGACUUGUGUUGUGGCUCUAGCCUCCUUGAGUGCGGAGGGUCACUUACGAGCUAAGUGGCCCAAGAGUGGUGAUUGACAUUGAUAGUUGAAUGCUGCACCCAGCCAAUCAUCUUAUUAAGCUGUGACGAGAAGACAUCUCCAGGGGACCAAUCCAAUUUAGGGUGACACAUUUCCUGACUCUCUUGGAUUAGGAUUCCAGACGGGGACCUUUUCUCUGUAGUUCUAUCAUUCCUGUAGCCAUUUUUAACACCAGCGGUUUUUGCCAACUAGAACCAUGCUCCUUGGUGCCUUCCUGCACUCAAGGUGAACAAAGAGAAAACUCUUAGAGAAGUCUGUGGUGGUGGCCCGUUAUCACUCGAUCAAGACAACAGGAGUCUGUGUGUGCCACCAUGGGCUGGCUGUUUCUAAAGGUUUUGCUGGUUGGCAUGACUUUCUCUGGAUUUCUCUACCCUCUCGUGGAUUUCUCCAUCAGUGGGAGAACAAGAGCCCCCAAACCAAACAUUGUGAUCAUUUUGGCUGAUGAUAUGGGAUGGGGUGACCUGGGAGCAAACUGGGCAGAAACAAAGGUCACCCCUAAUCUUGACAAGAUGGCUUCUGAAGGAAUGAGGUUUGUAGACUUCCACGCAGCCGCUUCCACCUGCUCUCCUUCGCGAGCCUCCCUGCUGACUGGCCGGCUGGGUCUACGUAACGGAGUCACGCACAACUUUGCCGUCACAUCCGUAGGGGGGCUUCCACUCAACGAGACCACCUUGGCUGAGGUGCUGCAGCCGGCUGGCUAUGCCACUGCCAUGAUAGGCAAAUGGCAUCUUGGGCACCAUGGCCCUUAUCACCCCAAUUUUCGUGGUUUUGAUUACUACUUUGGAAUCCCAUACAGCCAUGACAUGGGCUGCACUGACACCCCCGGCUACAACCACCCUCCUUGUCCAGCAUGUCCCCAGAGUGAUGGCCUAUGGAGAAUCUCUGAAUUGUUUAGCUCACCUGGGGAGAGUCUUGUGUCUGCCAAGAUCUCACACAGGAGCCCCGAGAGGGACUGUUACACAGAUGUGGCCCUUCCUCUCUACGAAAACCUCAACAUCGUGGAGCAGCCGGUGAACCUGAGUGGCCUUGCGCGGAAGUAUACAGAAAAGGCGGCGGAGUUCAUUGAGCAGGCAAGCACCAGUGGAAGACCCUUUCUGCUCUAUGUGGGCCUGGCGCACAUGCAUGUGCCUUUGACUGCAACGCCACCGUUGGAAAACCCACGGAGCCAACGGCUGUACCAUGCAAGUCUCCGCGAGAUGGACAGUCUGGUAGGGCGGAUCAAGGACAAGGUGGACCACGUGGCAAAAGAAAACACGCUCUUCUGGUUUACAGGAGACAACGGCCCAUGGGCUCAGAAGUGUGAGCUGGCAGGCAGCACGGGUCCCUUCUCUGGACUGUGGCAAACCCGUCAAGGCGGAAGUUCAGCCAAGCAGACCACCUGGGAAGGUGGGCAUCGUGUCCCAGCACUGGCUUACUGGCCUGGCAGAGUCCCAGCCAAUGUCACGAGCACUGCCUUGCUAAGCGUGCUGGACGUCUUCCCCACGGCGAUAGCCCUGGCAGGAGCCAGCUUGCCUCCAAACCGGAACUUCGAUGGCCUUGAUGCCUCUGAGGUGCUCUUUGGCAGGUCACAGGCGGGGCACAGGGUACUAUUCCAUCCCAACAGUGGGGCUGCUGGAGAGUAUGGAGCCCUGCAGACCGUCCGCCUGGACCAUCACAAGGCCUUCUACGUUACUGGUGGAGCCAAAGCUUGUGAUGGGAGCAUGGGUCCUGAGCAACACCACACAUCCCCUCUCAUUUUCAACCUAGAAGAUGAUGCCGCAGAAGCUGUGCCUCUACAGAGAGGAAGCUCUGAGUACCAGGCGGUGCUGCCGAAGAUCACCAGGAUUCUUGCAGAUGCCCUUCUUGACAUUGCUCAUGACAACAGCUCCCAGGCAGACUACACUCAGGAUCCUUCAGUGACCCCCUGCUGUGACCCCUACCAAAUUGCCUGCCGUUGCCAAACUGUGUGACUGGUCGUUCUUUUUCCCAUGAGAAAGGUGAUCUGUAAAUUUCAGAGAGGUUAGGUUCACUUCCAAACUUCAUUUUGGACGUGGAUGUCUACUUUAGGAAGGAAGUUGCAGAAUCUGGUUUAGAAGCUGUAACUUUCCCUCUCUCUGUGUAGACUGCCCCCUCCACAGGCAGGUUUGAGAAGCUUCAAGCACUCAUACAGUGGGCAUGGCAUGAUUGAGCUCUAGUGGGCUAUGGAGUCACCGCACAGGUCCAAGUCCUAGGUUUUAAACUUGGGCAAUGACUUAAAUCUCAAUUGCAAGUUGAUUUUGAAGGUUAAUGUGACAUAUGAAGUCGCCUGUGUAUCCCCAGCACCAAGCAGAUCCCAAGCAGGUCCUUAAUGUUUUAGUUUCUCUCUUGUGUCCCCAGUUUCACUGGUCACUGGAGCAGAAACUCAUUCUGGCUGGUAUGUAGAGCUUGGCCGUCUUCAAUACACAUACAGAUCACCAGGGAAUCUUGCAAAAUGCAGAAUCUGGCUCAGGAGAUCUAGAGGGGGGUCUGGGAGACUACACUGUUGCUGGAUUCCUUUGAGAUGCCUUGAGCAGCGCAGAGCUAAACCAAAGUUAGGUCUUCCUAGGCCUUGGAGCAGAAGAACUCAUGGUCCUUCUCUCAUGUAAAUGUUGCAUGGCUACACUAUAAAGAUUCAGGAGUCUGGGGCUGAAGAAAUGGCCCAUCAGUUAAGAGCACUGGAUCUGGGGUCAGUUUCCAAUACCUACAUGGUGGCUUAAACUGUGUAUAAGACUAGUUCUAGGGGACCCACCACUCUCCUCUGGCCUCUGAGGAUGCCAGACAUUCAC
This is a messenger RNA of Peromyscus californicus insignis, 7115 nucleotides long. It is a transcript of the gene Arsg, whose product is annotated as arylsulfatase G. The record is from RefSeq and is a predicted model, not a curated record. Gene Ontology annotation, molecular function: arylsulfatase activity. The transcript has 13 exons. Lineage: Eukaryota; Metazoa; Chordata; Mammalia; Rodentia; Cricetidae. Bases 4644 to 6281 code for a protein of 545 amino acids.